Messenger RNA from Amoebophrya sp. A25, 376 nucleotides. NCBI's taxonomy places the organism in Eukaryota, Dinophyceae, Syndiniales, Amoebophryaceae. The record is from the annotation of a GenBank genome assembly.
GAGGACUUUGGAAAGCGGACCUGCGAACUAAUCGCAAGUCUUCGGAUCCCUCCUCAGAUCGAAGGCAGUGCAGGGCUGCUGGCACAGCAUCGCGCUGCCUUGGUCCGUUUGGGGGGAGACACGAUCUUCAUGGACUUCUCUGAAGGCGGCGGUUAUUCGAAUCUGUUUCGGUGUGGUGGUCGGGAUCCAUAUCGAAGUUUUUGUUACGGCAACCAACCUACACCAAUCAAGGGAAGAUGAUCUUCAUUUUCUUAGGCGCCAUUUUCUUAGGCGUCGGAAAAGAAGCGUCGAAGGUGGAUGCGACUGCGGUACUAGCUCUAAUUUUGGAGUAAGAUCGGAGCAAUGUUGUUCUCCACAAGGUGUGUGCCAAGUGACG